AUGAAGAAAUGCACAGAGCGAUUAAAUAGAAUCGGUGUCUCCCGUCUUCCAGGUUGGGGUUCGAAAAACUAUGCAACUGGCUGGCUGGAGACACUGAAGGAUAUGGCGGCUGACCGACAGCAGUGGCGUUCUUCUGAUCCGGAUAAAUCGUAUUGUGUAUUUUUGAAACGCCACACAUGUUACGAUUUGAUUCCACUCAGUGCCAAACUGGUCGUAUUCGAUGUAACGCUCAAUGUAAAAAAAGCGUUCUUUGCGCUGGUAUACAACGGCGUGCGGGUUGCAAUCCUUUGGGACUCGGAUAAGCAACGUCACGUUGGUAUGCUGACAAUCACGGACUUCAUCCGAAUAUUGCACCAGUAUUAUCGGUCUCCAAACAGUCCGAUGACCGAGUUAGAAAAUCACCAAAUCAAAACUUGGCGGGGUGAGUGUCAUAGCUAUUAG
Messenger RNA from Echinostoma caproni, 441 nucleotides. NCBI's taxonomy places the organism in Eukaryota, Metazoa, Platyhelminthes, Trematoda, Plagiorchiida, Echinostomatidae. The record is from the annotation of a GenBank genome assembly.